Messenger RNA from Melitaea cinxia (Glanville fritillary), 765 nucleotides. RefSeq lists its product as uncharacterized. The record is from RefSeq and is a predicted model, not a curated record. The coding region runs from base 1 to 765 and encodes 254 amino acids. The transcript is spliced from 4 exons. Lineage: Eukaryota; Metazoa; Arthropoda; Insecta; Lepidoptera; Nymphalidae.
AUGUCCAAGCUGGAUGACUUAUUUGAUAAAAAGAAGGAUGAAGCUCCUAUGCUCGACUUAUCUAAAGUAGUAAUAAAUACCGCCGAGGAAUAUCGAGAAGUUUUAGACAAAGUACCGGACUUUAAAACAAGACCAGAAAAGGUUAAACCCGAAGAUGUCAAAAUUAAAGAUAGACCAGAAGAUCAUAAAACGAAAACACCUAAAAAGGAGAUCAGGGCGUAUGAAAAACUAGGUACACGUGGAUAUGAGGAAAAGCAAUUUACGUUUAUGGAUCCGAUACCAGUAGAAAUGCAAUUGUUAAAAUUCGACGAACUUUGUACAGUACCUAUCGAAUGGCGAAUGCUCACUUCCAUUAGACCCAAGUCGAAACUGGACGAGGAGUAUUUUAAUAGAUUGAUAGAACUAGGUAAAUCUGAAUUAAGAACCAAAGCGAAAGACAAAAGGGAGUAUGCGAAAAACAAUAUGAUUAGAAAAACGAAGACCCGUUCAGGUGUGACAGAAACACGCAUCGUGUCAUGCUCCGAGUGCUGCGAAGAGUACUGUAAUGGUAAAAUGUGCACCAUAACGAACUACGACAUGUUCGCGCGACUGAAAUUGGAAGUAGAGACAAAGAGCAGUCGCGUACAGGCGCCGCCCGCGCAACUAAGCAAGCUGCGUCGCAUGCGCCGCCGCACACGCCGCAAGCCGCGCAGCAAGAGCGCCGCACCUACCUACCACAAGCCUGGAGCCGCUAAAUCAGGUGCCAGGAGCGAUACCGAAUUAUAA